This is a messenger RNA of Acanthaster planci (crown-of-thorns starfish), 1940 nucleotides long. RefSeq lists its product as uncharacterized. The record is from RefSeq and is a predicted model, not a curated record. Lineage: Eukaryota; Metazoa; Echinodermata; Asteroidea; Valvatida; Acanthasteridae.
AACCACGGUAGAAUGCCACUGCGAGGUCGCAUAUCCAGUAGUUAUCUUGGACUAGAAAUAAUUAUUAUCAUCACAGAGCAUGCAUAAUUAUUAUCACCCUUUUUUGUGUCAUGUUCAUCAUCUUCUAAAUGCAUGCACCCUUAUUUAAAAUGGCAUUUUACUAGAGUACUUUGUUUGUUCUGGGGUGAAAUAAAAAUGCACAACAUGCUGUUCUGCACCCAAUCAGUAUGUCUACAGCCCGUAUCAGAUGACCUGAAUGGCCCAGGGCCAAAACGUGUCAAAGCGUGGAAGAAUGUGAAGAGGGGUUGGCUAAGCUGUGGAGUGCAUGUGCACAGAUUGUACAAGGGGGACAUGAGGUGUUGAAAUCAACACAUACACUGAAUGAUUUUUAAAGGAAAGGGAAUUUUGGCAUACAACUGUAUUUUCAAGUCAAGUCGGAAGGACCUUGAAAAAGAAAUGGUAUGUGUUGAAAAACGGAGAGAUACGAAGUUUUCAAAGCAAAGAGGCCUGUCAACAAAAUGUGGAUAUGUACCAGGACUGUAUUCCUGUCAAUAGCGUGCAAACCGUGCGUGCAGCUAAUGAAAGUCAUGGCGUCGAGGUGGUCACCCAGCAAAAAGUCAUCAUACUGGUUGCAUCGAAUGCCGAGGAUCAACACAAAUGGAUCAGGGCGAUAUAUGAGGCCAUGAAGGACAAGAGGCCUCGGUCGCACUCCAGCCCGGAACACAGAACCGACAACGAGUCAAAAGCAAACAGGAAAAGAUCAUCAACGGGACCAAAGAUAAGCAUCGGUCGAAUCUUUUCCGGGUUCAACAGGAGAUCAACAGAUGAAAUGAGCCAGGAACAAGGCCAGAGCAAGUUUUACUUGGAACCACAGCAGCCGGCGCACGCCGAGAUCGGUGUCCAGGCCAACAUACCGCGAACUCGAGAGUGUCAGAGGGUGGAGGAAAGAGAGGAAGAGGGAGAAGACCUGACUGACGAUGUCUUCGAGACAGAUGUAACGGCUGUUGACACCUCUCAAAAACAAGAGCUGGACGCUCAGAUGUCUAUGCUCUUAACAGAGUUGGAACACCGAAGUCCUCUUGGCAGCAACCCCCUGCCUGAUAAUUCUCAAGACACAGGGGAUAAUGUUCCUUCUACGCAUAUAUCAGAGGCAGUCUUAGACACAGGCACUGAUCUGAAGGAAGAUGGAAUGCGUGAACUGGAGUCGAUGUUACAAACCUUCCUGUCGGCUAGUGAGGACGGACAUGACAACACGGAUCAGGAGUUAGGCCGUGACGUCCAUGACUAUAGUGAAGAUGACGAGGAGGGACCAUUAACAAGUAAAACACGAAGUGAAAAAUCUGCCUUCGAAGAACUUGAAACACUGCUACGAACCACUUAAACUGUAUUCUUAUUGACGUAAUUGAAUGACUACAGGAUAAAUUAUAAUUCAGGCCUUCACUCGACCCAGCCAGAAUUUAGAAAUGUGUCAUCAGUAAUCACCACUAUUCCCGUAAUUUGGGCAAGAAUUUAGCAGCGACAAAAAUGUUUUGUAGGUUGGUAACUUUCAAAAAUAAAAGAAAACUUAUACAUUGUAUUAAUUUCAGUUUAUUUUUAAUUUGGUGGAUUUCAAACCACAUCAGGGGUACCUCAAUAAAGGUCAUAAAAAUCGUUACAUAUUAGUUUCUUCUGGGAUGAUUAUAUAUGAGACUCUGGUAAGAUAAUAGAUUUAGGGAUGUUUUCGUAAACACAGUGUCCUUUAUCAUAUGUAGGCUAUUUUCACCAACUCGGGUUUGCAUUUAUGACCUAUUUUAUCGUCUUGACACCUGGUUAGUGAUAAAACGCAUGGAUCUUGAAUGAUCGUUUUAAGCCUUUUGGAGCACCUUGUUUUAAUAAUACGAAAUUGAAUUACAUAUUCGUCAUGCAUUAAAAAAGUAAUGCAUGUACAUGCAUUAAAAAUU